AUGUAAAAUACAUAAAAUUGCUCUUGCGGGUUGUGGGCGAAGCUUUGCCGACAUUAGUUAGCGAAUAUUUCGUUAGGAAUACAGCAGUUGAAGCGUGUAUUGCUGUAUUUGUCGUAUGCGGUUACACGGCAAGAAGAUUCCUUCUUGUGUCGACGUUCACAGGCCACUCUGCAACGCUUGUUUACCAGCAGUUUGAGGAGUUAUAUUCGCAUCACGACGAAGGAAGUUCACUGUGUAUUUUCCUUAGCUGUUUCUGAUUGCUGUGUAGUACUAUGUCGGCAGCUCCUAUUGGUGUGAGUGUACCCGACUCGGAAACCCUAAGCUCUGAGAAAUCGAAGAAAUUCACGGUUUACAAACUUGUUGUUCAAGUUGGAAAUAAAACAUGGUUUUUGUUUCGUCGCUACAAUGAGUUUCACACACUUUAUGAAAAGUUGAAGAAGAAGUACCCAGAACUGCAUUUUAAAUUGCCUGGAAAACGGAUUCUUGGGAAUAAUUUUGAUCCAGAAUUCAUCCGGGCACGAAGAGAAGGCCUCAAUGACUUUGUCACAAAACUUUUGGCCAUACCAGGGAUAACAGACCACCCACUUGUUCGUGACUUUCUGUCUAUCGACAAUCCUCGGAAUGCGUCCGUUCACGAGGAAGAUGAGACCGAAGCAAAUGGAAUGAACCAUGAAAAUUCAGAAUCCUUGGCUAAGGAUCUCGAUAAGAUGGAUUUAGGUGGCACAAUGAAUCCGAAAGCCAAACCGAACGAUUUCGACUUCCUAAAGGUGAUUGGUAAAGGAAGCUUUGGCAAGGUCUUUCUCGCAAAACACAAACAAGAGGACAAAGUCUACGCCGUGAAAGUUUUAACAAAGGCCGCAAUAAGAAAACGUAAUGAGGCGAAGCAUAUUAUGGCAGAAAGAAAUGUCCUGUUAAAGAAUCUCUCUCAUCCCUUCCUUGUUGGACUACAUUACUCUUUCCAAACACACGACAAGCUGUAUUUCGUUUUGGAUUACGUCAAUGGAGGCGAGUUGUUUUUUCACCUUCAACGAGAACGAUAUUUCCCCGAAUCAAGAGCAAGAUUUUAUGCCGCUGAAAUUGCAUCAGCUAUUGGCUAUCUCCAUUCUUUGUUAAUCAUAUACAGGGACCUGAAACCUGAAAAUAUUCUGUUGGACCAAAAGGGCCAUGUUGUAUUGACAGAUUUUGGUCUGUGUAAAGAAGGUAUUGCAGACUACGGAACUACUUCCACGUUUUGUGGUACUCCAGAGUACCUCGCACCAGAGGUGUUGAAGAAACAAGAGUACGACAAAUCCGUUGACUGGUGGUGCCUUGGAGCUGUUACCUAUGAAAUGAUGUACGGAUUGCCACCUUUCUACAGCAGAGAUACGGCUGAAAUGUACGACAACAUUUUGUAUAAGCCGCUGAGGUUACGAACUAACAUUUCACAAAGUGCACGGAGCCUACUAGAGGGGCUAUUGCAGAAAGAUCGAGCGAAGCGUCUAGGCGCACAAGAAGGAGAUUUUGAAGAGAUAAGAAACCAUUCAUUUUUCCGAACGAUAGAUUGGGAAGCCCUUUACAAUCGAGAAAUCGAUCCUCCAUAUAACCCCAAUGUGAGUGGACAUAUGGACUUGAAACAUUUUGACCCAGAAUUUGUGCGGGAACCCGUGCCACAAUCGGUUGGAAAAUCUCAGAACUCGAAUAUUUGCUGCAGUGUCGGAGACCCCGACGACGCUUUCCUAGGCUUCACGUACGUACCACCCUCGGAGGAUCUAGCGGAAUAACUGUACACGUAGGACCUCACUUCACCCAUAGCGAGGUCCUAAAUUAACCCUAUGUACUCGGCCGGAUCCAUAACGGAUCUUGCAUAUCCUUUAAUCAUUCAGUAUUUUGAUUCGCGUGAUACGGUCAUCUAAAUUUGCGGGCGCAACGGUGAGGUGCGUGCAGGUUACAGCCCGAACGAACAUUUUGCCCGCAAGGAGCUGGUGAUAAUUUUGGUAGAGGUUUCAUUAAGCGUUAUCUAGGCGUUCGAAAUGGUGCUACUCAUGCAACAAAAGUCAUUAUUAAAAAUAUUGCUUAACCAAGCGAAGAAAACGUGACUUAAAAGAAAUGAAGAAUUUUGCCGAUUGCUAAUCUUCAUAUCAGUUGUGUGCCAACAUUAUCUCUGACCCGCGGUAACACUUAACGAGGCCCUCCUCUCCUAAUUGACGAAUUCUGCCGUUUUAAAGAGCGAACGAUGUAAAAGCCAGCACAAAUGUAUUUUUUGUGCGAAAUUUUAACGUCGGGACGCAGUUUGAUAAUAAUAUUGUAAGUGUUUAGAUAAGCCGAGCGAUUUGCUCGCUAUUUAAAAGUAAUUUGCAAUCGGUUCUCUUGUUCACGGUCUGAUUGUACUUUUAUUGUUCACCUGAUACUAAUAAAAUUCCUAGUGUAACAAAUAGUAACGCUUUGGUCGGCCA
Dendronephthya gigantea is the source of this 2432-nucleotide messenger RNA. RefSeq names its product serine/threonine-protein kinase Sgk1-like. Gene Ontology annotation, molecular function: ATP binding; phosphatidylinositol binding; protein serine/threonine kinase activity. Lineage: Eukaryota; Metazoa; Cnidaria; Anthozoa; Malacalcyonacea; Nephtheidae. Gene Ontology annotation, biological process: protein phosphorylation. The transcript has 20 exons. Bases 273 to 1760 code for a protein of 495 amino acids. The record is from RefSeq and is a predicted model, not a curated record.